AUGGUUUCAUCUUAAGAAUGUAAGGACUUUUUAAUUUUUAGUAAUAAUUAAAAGGAUAUUUAACAAGAAAAUAUACUAAUAAAUAUGAUACAAAUAAAACAGCUUUAAUGGAUAGGAUCUAGUAAGAAUUGUAAAAAAAUUGGAAAAUGGAUAGCUACUAUGAAUGGACAAGUUUUAGGAAGAGUUGGGGGAUAUUACUCUGAAAAUGGAAAAAAAUAAGGACUAUGGUAAAAUAUAAUUGAGAACUAUGAGGAGUAAUAUAUUAUUGAAAUUAUUUUCCUUAUAGGAUUUCAAAUAAUGUUUUAGAAUUUGGAAAAUAUUAUGAAGAUAAGAAAUAAGGGAUUUGGAAAUAUAAAUAUUUAAAUGAAUUAAUGUAAAAUAGUAUAUAUAUAAUUUUAGUGAUGGUGGAAUAUAUGAUGAAUAUGGAUUGAAAUAAGGCAGAUGGAUAGAUUUAAAUUAGAAAUUUUGGGAGUAUAAAUAAUGAGGAAAUUUCCUCUCAUUAGUUUUAGUUAAGUCAUUUAGGAAGGUUAAUAUAGAAAUAAUAUAAAAUUUGGGAGAUGGAAUAUAAAUUACAGAGAAUAUGGAAUGAAGAAUUUUGAAAUUGUGUAUUAAGUGUAAAAUGAUAGUUUUAUAAGUGGAUGGGGAUAAUUUGAAAAUGAUGGAUUAAAAAAUGGCAAAUGGAUUGAACUUAGUGAAAACUUUUGGGAGUAAAAUUAUUAAUUAAAUUAUAAUUAGUUUAUGUUAAAUUAUUUAUAUUGGUGAAUAUUAGAAUGAUAUAAAAAUUGGUUUAUGGGAUAUAAAUGUUAGAAGAAGUUUUUCUGAAUAAUUUAAAAAAAUGUAAAAAUAAACAAAAUAUCUAUAAGUGGUUAAGGCUUAUUUGAUGAAUAAGGCUUAAAAAAUGGUUACUGGACAGAAAUAAAUCAUAAUUUUAAUAGGUAGUUAUAUUUAUAAUAAAAUAUAAUAGAUUCAGUUAGAUUACUUAAAAUGGGGAAUAUUAGCAUGGUAAUAGAAUUGGAAGAUGGAGAAUUUAUUAUAGAAGAGAUUAUAAUGAAUCAUUAGAAAUUAUGUAAAAACUAGGCAAGAAUAAUUUUUAGAGGAGGUGGAUAAUAUAAUAAUUAAGGUUUAAAGAUUGGUUAUUGGAUAGAACUGGAUAAUCUAUUUUACAUGUAUUAUUAAUGAAGAGAUAUAUCUUUAUUAGUUAUAAUUAAAUCAUUUAUACAGGUUAAUAUUAGAAUGGAUUAAAAUAUGGGAUUUGGGAAAUCAAACAUAGAAGAGAAUAAUAAAAUUUUGAGAAAAUGUAAUAUAACUAUAAUCUUAUAAUGAUUAGUGGAGGGGGAUUAUAUGAUGAAAAAGGAAGAAAAAAUGGAGAAUGGAUAGAUUUAAUAGAUGAUUUUUAUUCGUAAUAUUUAUUAUUACAUUUAAAUAGGAAUAUAUCGUAUUCAGGUAUAUAUUAAAAUGGUUAUAAGAUUGGUAGAUGGAAUAUUUAUUGCAGAAAUAGUAGUGAAAAUCCUUUAAUAUUAUAGUAUACUAUAAAAAUUAUUAAAUUAGUGGUGGAGGAUAUUAUAAUGAAUAAGGAUUAAAAAAUUAUAAAUGGGUAGAUUUAUGUGAUAAUCGAUCUCUGUAUAUAUAAAUUAUUAAUAGCUAAAUAACUCUUAAUGGUGAAUAUUAAGAAGGUAAAAAAAUAGGAAUAUGGAAUAUCAAUUAUAAAAAAAGUAAAGAGAAACCAUAUGAAAUAAUGUAAUUAUAUAUAAAAGAUUAUAUUUUUUUAGUGGAGGAGGAUCAUAUAAUAUAUAAAUGUAAAAAAAUGGUAAAUGGAUUGAAUUAAGUAAUAAUUUUUGGGAGUAAUUCAACAUUUUUUAAUUUUUUUAGUUAUUGUUAAAUUACAUAUGAUGGAAUAUAUGAAAAUGGCUUAAAGCUUGGAAGAUGGAAUAUCAAUUAUAGAAAUAAUGGACAGAGUUAAUUUUAUGCUUUGUAUAUAUUUUCUUAAUAAACUACUCAAGUGGGGGUGGAAUAUAUAAAAAGUAUGGUUUUAAAUAAGGUUAAUGGAUUGAAAUAAGUGAUAAUUUUUAAGAGUAUAUAAGAUUUGAUAUAUAUAAAUAUAUUAGGGAUUAAUAAGUAGCUUAUUAAGGUUAAUAUAAUUCUGGAUUAAAAGUUAAUAGAUGGAAUAUAUUAUAUAGGGAUUAUUAUGAUAGUUAAUUCAAUAUAAUGUAAUACUGAAUCUAAUUAAAUCUUAGAGGUAGUGGGGCAUAUGAUGAUUUUGCCUAAAAAACAGGUAAAUGGAUUGAAUUGAGUGAAAAUUAUUCAGAGUUUUUAUUCAUUAUUUUAAAUUUUCUAGUAAUUUUAAGAUCAUCUAUCAUGGAGAAUAUGUAAAAGGAUUAAAAUUUGGCUUAUGGGAUAUCAUUUAAUAUAGAAAAGACAAUUAUCAUAAUGAGUUAAUGUAAGAUAUUUAUACUUUAACUUAUUAUAUUAGUGGAUAUGGAUUAUACAAUUCUCAAGGUUACAAAAAUGGAAAAUGGAUUGAAUUAAAAAAUGAAUACAAUGAGUAUUAUAUAUCUUAUAACAUCUAGAACUUAUUAGAACAUUUUUAUUGGAGUAUAUUACAAUAGCAAGAAAUAUGGAAAAUGGGAUAUUAUGGAGAGGAAUAUAAAUAAUAUCAAUUAAGAAUUCGAAAAAAUGUAAGUGAAAUAUAUUAUAGUGUAGAGGAGAGUAAUAUUUUAAUUGA
Messenger RNA from Paramecium sonneborni, 2722 nucleotides. NCBI's taxonomy places the organism in Eukaryota, Ciliophora, Oligohymenophorea, Peniculida, Parameciidae. The record is from the annotation of a GenBank genome assembly.